AUGGAGAACAUGAUGCAGGGCAAUAAGAUCAGACGAGUUGCAGCUACUCGCAUGAAUGAGAGGUCAUCUCGAUCACACACGAUUUUCCGGAUUAUUCUGGAGUCGAAAGAUGCCAAUCAGAAAGAUGGACCUGUACAUAUAAGCUACCUUAACUUAAUGGACUUAGCUGGUUCUGAGAGAGUUUCUCUGACGAAAGCUGCUGGUGAGCGUCUUAAAGAGGGGGCUAACAUAAACAAAUCUUUGUCAGUAUUAGGAAAUGUGAUAAGGCAACUAAGCGAGGGGAAGGAGUUUAUCAGUUAUCGCGAUUCGAAAUUGACUAGACUGCUCUCACAGGCUCUUGGCGGUAAUGCCAAAUCAUUGAUUAUCGGGAAUAUCAGACCAAUGAUCCACCGCGAAGUAGCCGAUGGUCUAGAGCGUCUUUGGAACGUAAGAGUAAACUGCAUAUGGGAAGCCGAUGAAAGUAGUCGCCAUGGAGAGGUUUAUAUAUUCGACCAUGUAUUUAAUCAGGAAUGUACAAAUUCAGAUGUAUAUGGAUCUGUAGUAAAACCUUUAGUCGAUUCCUUCAUGGAAGGUUUCAAUGCCACAAUAUUUGCAUAUGGCCAAACAUCUUCUGGCAAAACACACACCAUUUUGGGCAAUAAAACAGAUCCUGGGCUUUUCCAAUUAGUAUCCAAUCAGUUAUUCCAGCAUGUGGCAGACCAGGUUGAUAAGAGGUACUUGAUUAGAUGCAGUUAUAUUGAAAUCUACAAUGAAAAGAUCAAUGACCUCCUGGAUAAGAGCAAUCAGGGUUUAACUAUGAGAAGAUAUCAAAGGAAAUGUGCUGCUUGA
This is a messenger RNA of Acanthoscelides obtectus, 828 nucleotides long. The record is from the annotation of a GenBank genome assembly. NCBI's taxonomy places the organism in Eukaryota, Metazoa, Arthropoda, Insecta, Coleoptera, Chrysomelidae.